Messenger RNA from Penicillium cataractarum, 576 nucleotides. RefSeq names its product Rho family GTPase RHO3 (gene rho3). The record is from RefSeq and is a predicted model, not a curated record. The transcript has 7 exons. Gene Ontology annotation, biological process: small GTPase-mediated signal transduction. Gene Ontology annotation, molecular function: GTPase activity; GTP binding. NCBI's taxonomy places the organism in Eukaryota, Fungi, Ascomycota, Eurotiomycetes, Eurotiales, Aspergillaceae. The coding region runs from base 1 to 576 and encodes 191 amino acids.
AUGGAGCUAUGCGGGCGUCAGAAAGUCGUCCAGCGCAAGAUGGUGCUACUAGGUGACGGUGCCUGCGGCAAGACUUCGGCGCUGAAUGUGUUUACAAGAGGUGAGCCCACUGUCUUUGAGAAUUAUGUCCACGAUAUCUUUGUCGAUAAUGUACAUAUGGAGUUGUCGCUAUGGGACACGGCCGGACAGGAGGAAUUCGAUCGGUUACGCGCGCUCUCCUACGAGGAUACGCACGUCCUGAUGUUGUGCUUUAGUGUCGACAGCCCGGACUCCUUCGAAAACGUCGGGUCCAAGUGGAUUGCCGAGAUCAACGAGAAUUGCCCUGGCGUGCGGGUCGUGCUGACCGCGCUCAAGUGUGAUUUGAGGAAAGAUGAGGAGAUGAAUGAUAACCCGAAUACUAUCACGUUUGAUCAGGGUCUGGCUAAGGCCAAGGAGAUUGGCGCUGUGAAGUACCUGGAAUGCUCGGCCGUUCAAAACCGCGGCAUCAGAGAGAGCUUCUACGAAGCGGCCAAGGUCGCUCUAGAUGUCAAGCCCGCCGGGGGCAAGAGCGCGGGCUCGUCGUGUGUCAUUCUGUAA